Molecule: messenger RNA, 807 nt
Organism: Vigna umbellata (rice bean)
Lineage: Eukaryota; Viridiplantae; Streptophyta; Magnoliopsida; Fabales; Fabaceae
Source: RefSeq, a predicted model, not a curated record
AUUAGUGACAAUAAUUACAAUGCCAACAAAAAUAGAACUUCUAAGAGUAAAGGUCAUGUUGAUCACACCUGCAAUGGGGUUUAUGAUAAUAAUAUUCCAAACAAUGAUGACGACACGGAAAAUAGUGACAAUGGUAAUUACAUUCACAACAUUGAUUGUGUUAGAAAAGGCAACGACAAUAACAUCAACAACAAUGUUAAUUCUAAGAGAAUUGAAACGGGAAACAACGACCGUAAUAUUGUUUAUGACUAUAAGAAUGUCAUUUGCAAUAAUGAUGAUGUUAAAAAAGGAAUCAAUUAUAGUGGCAAGGGUAAUGUUUGUAAUUCCAAGAGAGGUGACCAUGAUGACAAUAAUCGUAACCUUUAUGGCAACGCCAAUCCCAAGAACGAUAAGGCUAAAACAAAUGUUAGUGACUAUAACAACUUAAUAAAUAAUGGUGUUUGUGACAAUAAAAGUAAUAAUCAUAUUGAUAAAAACAAUUCCUACAAGGUUGAGCUCAACAAAAACAACACAGAAAGAAAUGACAAUUGCAACAAUUUCAACGACUACAAGAUUAAAAGUCAUCUCAAUAGUAAUUCUACCAACAUCAACAACAAUGUCAAUUCAAAGAGCAAUGGAAAGGGAAAAACCAAUAGUAAUAGUGUAUAUGACACUAGAAAUGUCAUUUGUAAUAAUGAUAGUGUCAAAAAUAGGAGCAAAUAUAAUGACGUGGGUAGUGAUGGUAUUUCUAAGAGAGAUGACCAUGAUGACAACAACUACAACCUUCAAGGCAACGCCAACCUCAAGAAUGAUGGUGCUAAAAGAAAU